UGAAUCUCGCAGUGAUGGAGCUCAGAGUGGCUUGUUUUCGCGCUCGCCGGAGAUAAAGUGAUUUUAAGGAGAAAUGCGGCGUGUUUCCUGUGCUGCUGAUUUCACACACCGCCAGACCUGAGCUCACAUUGAGACGAGGAGCGGCGCUGGGAAGUUUAAUGUUUCUCAAGAGCGAAGGAAACAGUCCUCCGAACAUCUGAGGAAAUUUCACCGUCUGGUUUUGGCGCAAAGAAUUAGGAUGACCUACAAAUGGUUUCUGUUUCUCCCCGGUGGGCUCAUGCUCCUGAUCUAGGGUGGGGGGGGCAUCGCCCCGUUCUGCCAUGAAAGGCUACACCCCCCAGCGCACCCGCCCCCUGUCCGACUGCGAGCCGCCCCGUUCUCCCAGUCGCCAGGACCCUCUGUACCCCCCGUCUGCCUCCUCCACCCUGUCUCAUGCCCCGUUUCUCCUCCCAGCAGCCAUGGAGCAUUACGGAACCCUGGACCCUCACCACUUCUCCCCGUCGCCCGACUGCCUGAUGCCCCUCAACAACCAGCUGUCCUCCAGCAGCACCUUCCCCCGGAUCCACUACAACUCGCACUUCGAUCAGGGCGACUUCGGUCACACAGCCGACAGCAUCGGGGAAAUCAGCUCCGGGACGCUGGGGACAUCUAUGUCCAUGGGAAUGGGUCUCGGAGUGGGACGGACCGCCAUGAUCACCAGCGGAUCCGCAACUAUAUCGGGGGCAGGGAAGAUGAACCGGUUGCCACCCAACCUCCUGGACCAGUUCGAGAAACAGUUGCCAGGGCAACAGGAUGGCUUCAGCACGUUACAGUUCCAUCGCAGCACCGCGGUGACGACGACCAAACAGCAGCAACAGCAGCGCACGGACAGUCCGGGAAAAAUACGCUACUUAGUUCAUUCCGUCCAGAAACUGUUCGCUAAAUCCCAGUCGCUGGAAAACUCCGCCAUUAAGGGAAACAUGAACGGCCGCAACAGCAGAUCGUCGAGCAGCGAUGACAAACACCAUCGGAGCAAAAGCAAAGACCGGGCAAAGAGCGAAGGAACGGCCAAACGGAGGCCUCGAUCCAAUAUGUCUGGAUACUGGAGUUCUGAUGAUUUGGACAGUGAUAUAAGUAACUAUAGGAACCCAAAGGCCAUGAUGACUUUGGGUCGGCAAGGGGUGGGAUCCGGACCGGGGCCGGGUGGACAGGUGGCAUCCAGGUACUUCAUGCAGGGCUACAGCACCAUGAGCGAGCACAUGCUGAAAUCCUCAAAGAGUAACAGUGACCUGAAGCACCAGGGGCUCCCUGCACUCCCGGGACCUGGUGGCGGCAGUGGAGGUGGUGGGGGGGUCGGAGGAGGCCGAGAGCCGAUGUUUGACGGGAACUUUGGUAAAGGGGGACCCUGGUCCACGCUUACGUUAGGACCCACCAGACAGGUGUGCCAGAAGGGCUCGGCCACACUGGAUCGCACCCUGCUGAAGUCCAAAUCUGUCCAGCAGGAUAUGGGCUGCCACUUCCUGCAGGUGCACGGGAGGAUGCCGUCCACCGGCGACUGGACGGGGACUCUGGGCCGAAGCGGGCCCAUGGGCGAGAUCCCCUGUAGACGAAUGCGUAGCGGCAGUUACGUCAAAGCCAUGGGCGACCUUGAGGAUAGCGACGACUCCGACGGGAGUCCCAAACCCUCGCCGAAAUGUGCCGCACGGAGGCAGAGCUACUUACGCGCAACACAGCAAUCACUAAGUGACCAGUUCCCCUCAAGAAACUGUCUUCCUUCUCUGCGAGAGUACUCUGGGAAUCGCAGUCUGGAUAACCUGGACUGCAUCGGAGGCAGUUCUCCGUUCCCAAACUGGGAUGAUGACGACUUCAGUCAGGGCUGCAGCACGCUGGGACGCGGCAGCUGCAUAAGUCAGGUGCGAGACAUGGAGUUGAGCCAGCAUUAUGGAGAUGAGCUGGAAGACAUGCAUCCUCACUCACGAUGCAGCGAUCCUCCUGACAUGCCCAUGCCCACAUGCUUCCGCUCCCGAAGCCAUAGUUACCUUCGUGCCAUUCAGGCCGGCUGUUCUCAAGACGACGACACGGCGUCAGUGGAUUCUGAUUCACCGCCGCCCACGACCACAACGACCGUACGCACCUACAGAAACAGCACCGUCUCCACAUGUAUGACCUCCUGUAAGAGGGUGGCUCCUCCUCCUGUUCCCCCUCGAACCACCUCCAAACCCUUCAUCUCCGUCACCGUGCAGAGCAGCACCGAGUCUGCACAGGACUGCUACCCAGACCACCACGACCGCAAGAGCGAGGUCAACAGCCAAUCAGGACGCAGCAACUCCUCCGACAGCCUCGACAGCCUGGCCAAAGGGUCACGACCCCAGCUUCCUGUAGCGCCGCCCCGUGAACCCCAGAUCCCAGCGGCUGUGGUCAUCUCUCCCAACCCGCUCCGAGAGUCCCAUCAUGAGCAGGUGAAGGCUGCAGACGAACGCCCUUUAGACCUCGUCCCGAGACGGAAACUCUCCUCCAUUGGGAUUCAAGUCGACUGUAUUCAGGAAAUCCAGGCUAAAGAAGAGACGCCACCAUUGGCCAGAUUCCAGUCGAUCGGCGUUCAAGUGGAGGACGGCUGGACUUUCAGCCGCUCCAGUAGUAUGGCCUCUCGGCAAGAGACGGACUCAGACACGCAAGAUCUCUCGCUCACAUCGCUGACGUUCCCAUCCAACUCCAAACACACCGAGAAGAAAGUCAUGGUCAACAGCGCCAGCCAAUCGGUGGACUCUCCUCCGCAGCUCUUCCUCGACAACGGUAACCAUGACAACGAUGUCGCUGUGACGACCAGCGGCCCCUCCCGACAGAUCCUGACCCAUCGCUCGACCACACAGAGCAGCUCCUCGUCCUUCUCCGAGAGUCUGGAUCCGGCCCUCGACCCGUCAUCCCUCCCGCCGCCUGACCCCUGGCUGGAGAGCGGGAACGGGCCCGGGAACGGGGGCCCCACCCAGCCGCUGACGGGGGCCACAGCGUGCCGGCGGGACGGUCACUGGUUCCUGAAACUCCUGCAGGCCGAGACGGGCCGGAUGGAGGGCUGGUGCAGUCAGAUGGAGAAAGAGACCAGUGAGCACCAGCUCUCAGAGGAGGGUAAGACCACAUGUGUGGACCUCGAUUUGUCUGUGAUUGGCUACAAUGAUCAUUGCUUCACGCUCUUCAUCGAGCGCUUACACAGAUGCACACGGGAGCGUUUAUCAGCGGAUCCGUCUAUGAGCAGAUAUAUUAGGGAUCCGCAGAGAGACAAUGUGAACGCAAACCCGAGACCCACGGCUCAAGAUCUGGCCGGGUUUUGGGAUCUUCUUCAGCUCUCAAUAGAAGACAUCAGCCUCAAGUUUGACGAGCUUUAUCAUCUCAAAUCAAACGACUGGAAGCUGGAAGGAGACUUGCCGGAGAAGCAGCCGCGUGACGUUCAGGAGAACCAGAAACAGGCUCCUCCGGUGCCCAAGAAGCCUGGGAAGAGUAAACCCGGCCCGGGCCGAGAGAAGAGCAACGACGCAGUGGACAAACAGAGACAGGAGGCUCGCAAGCGGCUCAUGGCGGCCAAGAGAGCUCAGUCGGUCAAACAGAACUCAACCACCGAGAGUGCCGACAGCAUCGAGAUCUACGUGCCCGAGGCGCAGACGCGGCUCUGAGGAGACGCACACCAAACACGCUCAAGGGCUCCAGCGUCACACACACAAUACGAACAGCUGCUUUUGUCUUUUGACGCCGAUGUUUAAUAAACGCAGGUGACGGAAAUGACGCGGUGCGAACGGAACACUUUUUUUUGGGACUGCCAAGGAAAACCUCACAACGAAUCUUAAUCGUUGCAAUUAAUAAUAUCUAGUGCUGUCAAACGAUU
Molecule: messenger RNA, 3853 nt
Organism: Sinocyclocheilus anshuiensis
Lineage: Eukaryota; Metazoa; Chordata; Actinopteri; Cypriniformes; Cyprinidae
Gene: dlgap4b
Product: discs, large (Drosophila) homolog-associated protein 4b
Exons: 15
Coding region: 321-3644 (1107 amino acids)
Biological process (GO): signaling
Cellular component (GO): postsynaptic specialization; glutamatergic synapse
Molecular function (GO): molecular adaptor activity
Source: RefSeq, a predicted model, not a curated record